This is a messenger RNA of Ostrinia nubilalis (European corn borer), 2582 nucleotides long. Its product is annotated as ras-related protein Rac1. The record is from RefSeq and is a predicted model, not a curated record. NCBI's taxonomy places the organism in Eukaryota, Metazoa, Arthropoda, Insecta, Lepidoptera, Crambidae. Gene Ontology annotation, cellular component: cell projection; cytoplasmic vesicle; cytoskeleton. Gene Ontology annotation, molecular function: GTPase activity; protein kinase binding; GTP binding. The transcript has 6 exons. Gene Ontology annotation, biological process: regulation of actin cytoskeleton organization; small GTPase-mediated signal transduction; motor neuron axon guidance. Bases 280 to 858 code for a protein of 192 amino acids.
UUGGCGAAGCGAGCGGAGCGACACGCACGAUCACGAAACUAAACGUCGUUCGUUUCUUCCAAGCCAACCAACGGUGAUUGAAUUUUUGUUCAUGAUUUUAUUCUUAUCGCUACAGUGAAGAUUAUGAGACUAUUAGUGAUAACUGAAGAAAACUAAAGUGUUGAAUGUGAUGUUACUGUGUUUUAAUUUCGUUUAGAGUGAUAAACCGUGCAGCAACAAAUCAAGUUUGAACUCAUUGUCGUGCUAUAAUUUGUGGGAACAGUUGGCCAAAACGGAAUAAUGCAGGCGAUUAAGUGUGUCGUGGUCGGAGACGGAGCCGUCGGUAAAACAUGUCUGCUCAUCAGUUACACCACAAAUGCGUUUCCCGGGGAAUACAUACCUACAGUAUUCGACAAUUACUCAGCGAAUGUGAUGGUAGACGGCAAGCCCAUCAACCUGGGGCUAUGGGAUACGGCGGGGCAGGAAGACUACGACCGACUCCGACCACUGUCCUAUCCACAGACCGACGUGUUCCUUAUAUGCUUCUCUCUCGUCAACCCUGCGUCUUUCGAGAACGUGCGAGCUAAGUGGUACCCCGAGGUCCGGCAUCACUGCCCGUCGACGCCCAUCAUCCUUGUGGGCACCAAGCUGGAUCUCCGCGAAGACAAAGACACCAUCGAGAAGCUGAAGGACAAGAAACUAGCUCCCAUCACCUACCCCCAGGGUCUGGGCAUGGCAAAAGAGAUCAACGCGGUGAAAUACCUUGAGUGUUCCGCGCUGACGCAGAAGGGGCUGAAGACGGUGUUCGACGAGGCCAUCCGCGCCGUGCUCUGCCCAGUGCAGCCCAUCAAGCGGAAGCGGACCUGCAGCCUGCUCUAAGCAGGUAGCGUGUGGGCGCGUGGGGGGCAGUGUAACAAAUAGCUUGUACCGCGCAGUGCGCAAGGACCGCAGUAGACAGUGUGUGAGUGAGCCGUGUAUCGCUUUAUAUGUCCGGACUCGCGUUUGGAUCGUACGGGAGUUAGGCCUGGCUCUACUAAAAUAAAACACCCUGUAUUAGUCGACCUAUGCUAUGCAAGCCAAAUUGUACCCUAUUGUCAUGUGGAUAAGGCACAAUCUAGCUUGUGCUAUUUCUGUGCGCAAGCAUUAUUUUGAUUGAAUAUCAGGUGUAGUGCAAGCCAAAUUGUACCAUAAUCUAAUCUUGAUAAGGCACAAUCUAGCUUGUGUUAUGUCUGUGCGCAAGCGCAUUUUGUUAAUCGAGUAAGGACAGGGCAACUUUACAAACAUUAAAAGUAGGACCAAAUUAUUAAACACUCUAAUUAGAGGGUGGAAAUUUGAGAUAUCAAUUUCUGUAUUUGAAGCGUAGAUAUUUACCGCAAUAGGCAAGUUAAGUAAAAAAGAUUCUGGUGUCUCAAGUUUCUGCCACUCAUAAAUAUCACGCAGAAAUUGUCGUUUUCGGAGCCAGGCCUAAAUGAGUAUAGUCGAAGUGAAAAUAACACAUAAGCCCGGUGAAGUGUGGUACUGAAGUCGACUGCAGAAUCGUUUGUUGUAACCCUAGUAACGACAAAAGUUGUGUCAACUGCGGAUAUUUUUGGUACUACUGUAUGGCCAAAAAAAAAAAUGAUUGUAAUUCUAAAAAAUCCGCAGGUAAAAAAUAUCGUCUACAACCAAUAGUGUUGUCCCUAAUCUGCAGUCAACUCCAGUGACACGCGAUUAUUUUACAGUAUCGAUGUAUAUCUUGACAUAAAACACCUCGGUCACGAUUAUGAAAGCCGUUAUAUUACUAAUUUUAACGUGAAAACGAUUCAAUCAAUUGUCAGCGACUUUCAUAGAGUGUAACUCUGCUGGGUGCUUUAACCUCUCCCUGUAUCUCACAAAACGUGCAAAUUAACAUUCCUUCAUUGUUUCUGACAGUUCUAUGUUCGGUACAAAUUGUUUUUUAAAUCUUUAACGUUUUCCAAGUAGUUGCGGUGAUUAAAAAAAUGGAAUUGUUGAAAUUUUUGUUAGGCAGAGAUUAUAUUUUUCGAUUUAUUAUUGCUUACUUUGUUCCCGGUUGUUGUAUUCAAUAUAAAUGUCGAUAAGUACAGUAUUUGUUAAGGGGACGGCCCUACAUUCUAAUGGGGCGUUUCGACGUGGGCUUCAUUAGUUCCGUAACGUACCGCUAAUAUUAAAAUGUCGCUUCAUGCUGCUGUCAAAGCGUCUAGAUUUUUCUAAAAUGUGUAAUUAAACAAAACGUACUGGCAUUCUUUACAUUGUAAGGCAAGAUGAGUUAGCUGAGCCUCAUAUCCUAAUCCAAACGAGUCCAUACCUUUUUAAGUUUGUCAAAUUUCUGAGGGUAGUGCGAUAGUUUGGCCCAAAACUUCUAUUAGAAUCCCACUUUCUGGUUUUUGUUAAUGUUAUGAAAUCUUAAACACAGGGUGGUUGUGAUUUAUUUUACUUAUAUCAGUAUUAGUUAGUAAAUGGCAUUAUUUCUCUAUGCUUCCUUGCACUAUUGUUAAUUUUUAAGCAGAAUACCGAGUUAUUAAAUAUGAAAUAGCGUAAGUACCCUCUACGUUUAUAAUGCUUAUGUUAAUUAGGAAUGGACUACAAAUUAAGGUAAUUUCGUA